Polistes dominula (European paper wasp) is the source of this 1430-nucleotide messenger RNA. It is a transcript of the gene vermilion, whose product is annotated as Tryptophan 2,3-dioxygenase vermilion. Gene Ontology annotation, molecular function: L-tryptophan 2,3-dioxygenase activity; metal ion binding; heme binding. Lineage: Eukaryota; Metazoa; Arthropoda; Insecta; Hymenoptera; Vespidae. The record is from RefSeq and is a predicted model, not a curated record.
GAUAUAUAUAUGUACCAAGUAAUACUAAUAAAUACAAAUAAUAAAUUUAUUUCAUUAGAAGAAUUAAAAGAAGUAUUAAUACGUUAACGAAAAAAACCAUGGCCUGUCCUUUGUCGGAAACGAUCACAGAUGAUCAGAGUCAAGAGAAAAUUCAAUUAACUGAAGGACCAGGCUUACUUUACGGAGAGUAUCUUCGAUUAGAUAAAAUCUUAACCGCGCAAAGACUUCUCAGCGCUGAGUGCAAUGAAGAGGUACACGAUGAGCAUCUUUUUAUCAUUACUCAUCAAGCAUACGAGUUGUGGUUUAAGCAGAUUAUCUAUGAGUUGGAUUCGGUCAGAUCACUCUUCUGUUCGGAUUCGAACAUUUACAACGCUACCAAUCACUCCUCGACUAUUCAAAAUGGACCAUCUCAUGUCUUGAACGAAUCAAGAACUUUGGAAAUUCUCAAACGACUCAAUCGCAUCGUUCUUAUAUUAAAACUUCUAGUGGAUCAAGUUACGAUCUUAGAGACUAUGACACCGUUGGAUUUUAUGGCCUUCCGUGAUUACCUUUGCCCAGCUUCCGGCUUCCAAUCUCUGCAAUUUCGAUUACUGGAGAACAAACUUGGUGUUAAACAAGAACACAGAGUAAAGUACAAUCAGAGUUACACGAGAGUUUUUGGAAGAGAUCCGAAAGCCAUUGAGGAAAUCAAACGUUCGGAAGAAGAUCCUAGUUUGAGUUGUUUGGUCCAAAGGUGGUUGGCCAGAACACCGGGUCUCGAAUCUUACGACUUUGACUUUUGGGGAAAAUACAAAAGAGCUGUCGAACGAAUGCUCUUCGAACAAGAACAAACUGCGCAGAAACAAUCGAAGGAACAAAUGAAGCUGUAUCUAAUGAACAGCGUUCAAUCUCGUAAAGCCAUGUUCGAAACAAUCUUUAAGGAAUCUCUUCAUAACGCGCUUGUCUCGAGAGGAGAACGAAGAUUUUCCUAUGCUGCUUUUCAAGGAGCCGUAAUGAUAACAUUGUACCGAGACGAACCAAGAUUCAGUCAGCCCCAUCAAAUCUUGACCGCAUUAAUGGACAUUGAUUCUCUAAUUACUAAAUGGAGAUAUAAUCACGUUAUCAUGGUCCAGAGGAUGAUCGGUUCUCAACAACUGGGAACUGGUGGAUCUUCCGGUUAUCAAUACCUAAAAUCGACAUUAAGCGACAGAUACAAAGUGUUCCUAGAUUUAUUCAACUUGUCUACGUUCUUAAUACCUAGACAUUUAAUUCCACCGUUAACGAAGCAAAUGAAAACGAGACUUUCGAUAUCUUGGAACGGCAGGAAUACCGAUAACAAUCAAAAUAACGCUGAAAAUGACACAGAAAUCUCGUGAAUUCGUAAUAAUUCAUAAAAUGAAGUAAUAUUCUAUUUACAUGGUUUUUAAUCGUACUGUAUAACUAUAUAUAGA